Gopherus evgoodei (Goodes thornscrub tortoise) is the source of this 5038-nucleotide messenger RNA. RefSeq names its product ATPase plasma membrane Ca2+ transporting 2 (gene ATP2B2). Gene Ontology annotation, cellular component: postsynaptic density membrane; intracellular membrane-bounded organelle. Gene Ontology annotation, molecular function: ATP hydrolysis activity; P-type calcium transporter activity; ATP binding. Gene Ontology annotation, biological process: regulation of cytosolic calcium ion concentration; calcium ion transmembrane transport. The record is from RefSeq and is a predicted model, not a curated record. Lineage: Eukaryota; Metazoa; Chordata; Testudines; Testudinidae.
UUUCCUUAGUGUAUCUGCUUUUCGCCUUCCUUCUUCAGCAAUCUUAAACCGCAGGCAAUAAAUGUACUCUGUGCUUGCACUCUGCUAGCAAGAUGCUCCGACAGAAAUAUCAGCUCUCUCCCCCACCUGCUUGGUCAGGAAUGGUACAGUCUGCAGAGAGACUCCUGUAAUGUAGCUCAGUUUAUCAAUCCCUUACAGAUGCCGAACAGUGAUUACUCCGCUGUGUAAUUGAAAUCAUUUUGGAUUUGUGAUGAUAUCUUAGCCAAGCAGAAGCUGAUGAGAAAAUGAUAUGGAGACUUGGUUUGAGUGAUGCAUUAGAUUUUAGUUCAUGUCCUAUGAAUCUCUGGAAAGGUCCAGAGGAAGAGAUGACCAGGUUCCUUACUACAGAUACUACAGCCUGAGUGCAGCAUAAUGGGAAAUGGUGAAUGGAAUGGAGCUGGUCUGCAGCCUUGAAAGCAGCCAUCCUGCGGACUAUUACCUGGUCAGGAACACCUCAGUCAUCAGAGGCAUUCUCCACUGACUUCACUGGAUUCUUCUUAAUCCCUUAGGUUGGAAUUUGAGUCCCUCGCUUUGCAAUUUUGAAGCAAUUUUAAAAUUCCGUCUAAUAUACAGAGUGGAGCAAUACAAUCAGCAACAAUGGGUGACAUGACUAACAGCGAUUUCUAUACCAAGAACCAAAGAAAUGAGGCCAACCGUGCAGGAGAGUUUGGGUGCUCACUGGAGGAGCUGCGCUCCCUCAUGGAACUCAGAGGAACAGAAGCAGUAGUGAAAAUUAAGGAGACGUAUGGGGACACAGAGGGCCUCUGCAGGCAUUUAAAGACAUCACCAACAGAAGGAUUACCUGGCACUGCUGCGGAUCUAGAAAAAAGAAAGCUUAUUUUUGGGAAAAACUUUAUACCUCCAAAGAAGCCAAAAACUUUCUUACAGCUAGUUUGGGAAGCACUACAGGAUGUGACUCUUAUAAUCUUGGAAAUUGCAGCCAUCAUAUCUCUGGGGCUCUCAUUUUAUCAGCCGCCUGGAGAAGGGAAUGAAGGUUGUGCUACUGUAUCAGGAGGAGCUGAAGAUGAAGGUGAGGCAGAAGCUGGCUGGAUUGAAGGUGCCGCUAUUCUACUCUCUGUUGUUUGUGUUGUACUCGUCACUGCCUUUAAUGACUGGAGCAAGGAGAAGCAAUUUCGUGGGCUUCAAAGUCGUAUUGAGCAGGAACAGAAAUUUACUGUGGUCCGAGGUGCACAAGUUAUUCAAAUCCCAGUGGCAGAGAUAGUAGUUGGUGACAUUGCACAGGUUAAAUAUGGUGAUCUCCUGCCCUCUGAUGGGAUUUUCAUUCAAGGAAAUGACCUUAAAAUUGAUGAAAGUUCUUUAACUGGAGAGUCGGAUCAAGUCCGCAAAUCUGUUGACAAGGACCCUAUGCUGCUAUCGGGUACUCAUGUCAUGGAGGGCUCUGGGCGAAUGCUCGUAACUGCGGUGGGAGUGAAUUCUCAGACAGGCAUCAUCUUUACUCUAUUAGGGGCUGGUGGAGAAGAGGAGGAAAAAAAAGAUAAGAAAGAUUCUUCCCAUCCCUCCUCCCACCCUCCUUCAGCUACAGAUGGUGCAGCAGGUGCAAAUGCCACUGAUAAUGCAAAUGCCAGCUUAGUCAAUGGCAAAAUGCAGGAUGGGAAUAUGGAGAACAGCCAGAAUAAAGCCAAGCAGCAGGAUGGUGCUGCUGCCAUGGAGAUGCAGCCACUGAAGAGUGCAGAAGGAGGAGAGGGAGAUGAAAAAGAAAAGAAGAAGUCUAGCAUGCACAAGAAAGAGAAAUCUGUCCUCCAGGGAAAGCUGACCAAACUAGCCGUCCAGAUAGGCAAAGCAGGUUUGGUGAUGUCUGCCAUUACUGUAAUAAUUUUGGUACUGUACUUCGCUGUUGACACUUUUGUUAUCAACAAGAAGCAGUGGUUGCCCGAGUGCACUCCUGUUUAUGUUCAAUAUUUUGUCAAGUUCUUCAUCAUUGGUGUUACUGUGCUCGUGGUUGCUGUUCCUGAAGGACUUCCACUUGCUGUCACUAUUUCUCUGGCUUAUUCUGUUAAGAAAAUGAUGAAGGAUAACAAUCGGUCCGCCACUUAGAUCUUGUGAGACUAUGGUAAUGCUACGGCCAUCUGCUCUGACAAAACAGGGACACUUACAACCAACAGGAUGACAGUAGUGCAAGCCUACAUUGGUGAUGUCCACUACAAAGAGAUCCCUGACCCAGAUUCUAUACCAAACAAAACCCGAUUGUUGGUUAAUGCAAUUGCCAUCAACAGUGCUUAUACUACAAAAAUUCUGCCACCAGAAAAGGAAGGUGGCCUGCCUCGUCAGGUUGGCAACAAGACAGAAUGUGGCCUGUUGGGAUUUGUCCUGCAACUGAAGCAGGAUUACCAGCCUGUUCGGAAUCUAAUCCCCGAGGAGAAACUCUAUAAAGUAUACACGUUUAACUCCGUGAGAAAGUCAAUGAGCACUGUCGUUAAAAUGCCAGAUGGCAGUUUCCGAAUGUACAGCAAAGGUGCUUCUGAAAUUGUUCUGAAGAAGUGUUCUAGAAUCAUUAAUGCAACAGGUGAGAUUCGUGUCUUCAGACCCCGUGACCGGGAUGAGAUGGUGAAGAAAGUGAUUGAACCCAUGGCCUGCGAUGGACUGAGAACUAUUUGCAUUGCAUAUCGGGACUUCAGCAGCAACCCAGAACCAGACUGGGACAGUGAAAAUGACAUUUUAACUGACCUGACCUGCAUUUGUGUAGUUGGUAUUGAAGAUCCAGUAAGGCCUGAGGUCCCAGAAGCCAUAAGAAAGUGCCAGCGAGCUGGAAUUACAGUUCGCAUGGUCACUGGGGACAACAUCAAUACAGCUCGUGCCAUCGCAAUAAAGUGUGGAAUUAUUCAUCCAGGAGAAGACUUUCUCUGCAUAGAGGGAAAGGAGUUUAACAGGAGGAUCCGAAACGAGAAGGGAGAGAUUGAGCAAGAACGUAUUGACAAGAUCUGGCCAAAACUACGAGUACUUGCUCGCUCAUCUCCCACAGACAAACACACUUUGGUGAAAGGAAUUAUUGACAGCACGCAGGUGGAGCAGAGGCAGGUUGUUGCAGUGACUGGUGAUGGAACCAAUGAUGGACCGGCACUUAAAAAAGCCGAUGUUGGCUUUGCAAUGGGCAUUGCAGGUACUGAUGUUGCAAAGGAAGCCUCAGAUAUUAUCUUGACAGAUGAUAAUUUCAGUAGCAUUGUGAAGGCUGUAAUGUGGGGCCGUAACGUCUAUGAUAGCAUCUCCAAGUUCUUACAGUUCCAACUUACUGUUAACGUUGUGGCUGUGAUUGUGGCUUUCACUGGGGCAUGUAUUACACAGGACUCUCCACUGAAAGCUGUGCAGAUGCUGUGGGUCAAUCUAAUUAUGGACACCUUUGCUUCUCUUGCUCUGGCCACUGAACCCCCUACAGAGUCUCUACUGCUAAGGAGACCAUAUGGCAGAAACAAGCCUCUUAUAUCACGUACCAUGAUGAAGAACAUUCUGGGCCAUGCUGUCUACCAGCUAACUCUCAUUUUUACGCUUCUCUUCGUUGGUGAAAAAAUGUUUAAGAUUGACAGUGGUCGGAAUGCACCACUCCACUCUCCUCCUUCUGAGCACUAUACCAUUAUCUUCAAUACCUUCGUCAUGAUGCAGCUAUUCAAUGAAAUCAACGCACGCAAAAUCCAUGGCGAGAGGAAUGUUUUUGAUGGCAUUUUUAGAAACCCUAUAUUUUGCACUAUUGUACUGGGUACAUUUGCUGUACAGAUAGUAAUUGUGCAGUUUGGUGGGAAACCUUUCAGCUGCUCUCCGCUGCAGCUUGACCAGUGGAUGUGGUGUGUAUUUAUUGGACUAGGAGAACUUGUCUGGGGUCAGGUCAUUGCUACCAUCCCAACAAGCAGGCUAAAGUUUUUAAAGGAAGCAGGGCGGCUCACUGAAAAAGAGGAAGUACCUGAAGAAGACCUGAAUGAAGAUGUUGAAGAAAUUGACCAUGCAGAGAGAGAACUUCGACGUGGACAAAUUCUCUGGUUCAGAGGGCUCAACAGAAUCCAAACUCAGAUCCGCGUCGUGAAGGCAUUCCGUAGCUCUCUCUAUGAAGGGUUAGAAAAACCAGAAUCUAGAACCUCCAUUCACAACUUUAUGACUCAUCCUGAAUUUAGGAUAGAAGAUUCCCAACCCCACAUCCCACUCAUUGAUGACACAGACCUAGAGGAAGAUCCUGCUCUCAAGCAAAACUCUAGCCCACCAUCUUCGCUGAACAAGAACAACAGUGCUAUCGACAGUGGAAUAAAUCUUACAACUGACACAAGUAAAUCAGCUACCUCUUCUAGUCCAGGAAGCCCAAUACAUAGCCUGGAGACAUCACUUUAGCUGAAAGUUCACUGCAAAAAAUAUAUAUAAAUAAAAACAGCAACAGAAGUAUAUAUAUAGAGAGAGAUAUAUAAAAAACUGUACUGGCUGAGAAGCUGUUUGAACUCUUAUUCACUUUGUGACAAGUGAAUGAAUUGCUGACCACAGUGGUUUUGGGGAAAGAAUGAAUGGCUGAUUUACAUACCCCUUUUUGCUCCCUUGCAGAAAAACAAAAACAAAGAACCCUCCUGCAUGAAUGUGCUGUGCACUUCCAGCUCCCACCCCGCUCUCUCUCACGCGCGCUGUCUCUCUCUCUCUUUUUUUAAGCAGUAAAUGCAGAGGACUUUUUUCUGAAGCUAUUUAUCCAAUUCACUGGUCUGUGAGUUUUUUGAAAUGCUUGUGUGGCAUGAAUUCAGUUGUAUAGAUUAAUUUAAAUAACGUUUUUGAAGUUGCAAAGCUUAACUUGCACAGUAGAUUUGCACCAGUUGGACAGAGAAACUUAAUAAACAUUUAUGAGAUUAUAUAUAGAGAUACAUACAUAUAAAUAUAUACAUAAUUAAUGAUAUACAUAUAUAUGUAUAUAUCUAUCUAUAUAUUUAGUUAUAUAUAAAGUUUCUUUGUUGGCAUGUUGCCUUGUUUCUGCUCAAAUUGCUCUGACUAUUAUAACUUAUUUAUGUCCUAAAAAAAAAAA